Messenger RNA from Cavia porcellus (domestic guinea pig), 3045 nucleotides. RefSeq names its product N-acylsphingosine amidohydrolase 1 (gene Asah1). NCBI's taxonomy places the organism in Eukaryota, Metazoa, Chordata, Mammalia, Rodentia, Caviidae. Bases 450 to 1637 code for a protein of 395 amino acids. Gene Ontology annotation, molecular function: N-acylsphingosine amidohydrolase activity; fatty acid amide hydrolase activity. Gene Ontology annotation, biological process: fatty acid metabolic process. Gene Ontology annotation, cellular component: lysosome. The transcript has 14 exons. The record is from RefSeq and is a predicted model, not a curated record.
GGCGCCAAGGAAGCGGCACCACAGGACGCUCUGAGGCUCUCAUUCCGUUUCGCGAGCACUGGGCACCGAGUGGCACGCGCGCGAGCCCUCGCCCGGGUUAGUUUAAGAAGCCCGCCGGGAGACAGCAGGAGCCCGUCUCGCCUACACCGCCUCACAGCCCGGCGACCUCCCCAGGGCACGAACUCCGUAAAAGUUUACGUGGCCCCGCCUACCAGGGCGGGACCGAGACUCGGCCCAACCAUUGCGCCAGAGGUGCGGGGAGGCCGCAGGCAGCAGCGCGGCCACGGUGCGAGCGCUGACGCCGCUGACACCUAGCCUCCUCCCCUAACGCCUCACGUGGUGCGGUCCAGUCACCAGUCACGUGGCGGCGGGGCGCGGCCUUCUGCGCCCAGGUGCAGCCGCCGGUUACCUGUGAGGAAGUACGGAGGAGCGGCGUGGCUGCUGGAAGGAUGCUGAGCCAAAGUCGCCUCACCCUUGUCCUGCUGGCCGCCGCUGUUUCGUGCGCCUUAGCGCAGCACGCGCCACCGUGGACAGAAGACUGCAGAAAAUCAACUUAUCCUCCAUCUGGACCAACCUACCGAGGACCAAUUCCAUGGUACACCAUAAAUCUUGAUUUACCACCCUACAAAAGAUGGCACGAAUUAAUGGCUGACAAGGGGCCAAUGCUAAAGAUUAUAGUGAAUUCUAUGAAGAAUAUGGUAAAUACAUUUGCACCAAGUGGAAAAGUUAUGCAGAUGGUGGAUCAGAAGUUGCCUGAUCUGCUUGGUCAGUUUUCUAGUCCUUAUGAAGAAGAAAUGAAAGGAAUUGCAGAUAUCACUGAGAUACCUUUAGGAGAGAUUAUUGCAUUCAAUAUUUUUUAUGAAUUGUUUACCAUGUGCACCUCCAUAAUUACUGAGGACAAGAAAGGUCACCUACUACAUGCUAGAAACAUGGAUUUUGGAAUAUUUCUCGGGUGGAACAUAAAUAAUAAUACCUGGGUCAUAACUGAGCAGCUAAAGCCUUUAUCAGUGAAUCUGGACUUCCAAAGAAACAAUAAAACUGUCUUCAAGGCUACAAGCUUUGCUGGCUAUGUGGGCAUGUUAACAGGAUUCAAACCAGGGAAAUUUAGUGUUACACUGAAUGAACGUUUCAGCUUGAAUGGUGGUUAUCUGGGUCUCCUAGAAUGGAUUUUGGGAAAGAAAGAUGCCAUGUGGAUAGGGUUUAUCACAAGAUCAGUUCUGGAAAAUAGUACAAGCUAUGAAGAUGCCAAGAAUAUAUUGGCCAAUACCAAAUUACUGGCCCCAGUAUACUUUAUUCUGGGAGGUAACCAGUCUGGGGAGGGGUGUGUGAUUACUCGAGAAAGGAAAGACUCUUUGGAUAUAUACGAACUUGAUCCUAAGCAGGGUAGAUGGUACUUGGUACAAACAAAUUAUGACCAUUGGAAAAAACCCUUAUUCAUUGAUGAUCGUAGAACCCCUGCACAGACGUGUCUAAAACGCACAACCCAAGAGAAUCUCUCAUUCGCAACCUUAUAUGAUAUUCUAUCAACAAAACCUGUUCUCAACAAGCUAACUGUAUUUACAACUUUGAUGGAUGUUACAAAAAAUCACUUUGAAGCUUACCUUCGGGAUUGCCCUGACCCUUGUAUGGGCUGGUGAGCAACCACUGGCCUGCAAACCAUGUGGAGAUGCGAAGACCGGCCAUCCAGCACAGCUAUCUGAAUCCCCUCUCAAGGCGGAAGACUCUAGCUGGUUUUGAGUCAUAAGCUUGCAUUGCUCGGUAUAUUUACGAUUAGCAGACUAUUUUUGCCCUAACAGUUGGUUCUUAUUUACAGAUUACUUCUUUUUUUUUUUUUUUGUAACAGGAAUCAAACUCAGGACCUUGUGGUUCCAAGUAGGCACUUGUGCCGCUGAACUAAAUUCCUGACCCAAAUGGUUGCGUGGCUGGCAGGAGGACCUGCUGUUUUUCUUUUUUUGUGGGGGAGGUACUGAGAAUCGAACUCACAACCAUGUGCUUGCCAGGCAGGUGCUUAUGCUGUCAUGCUAUAUCCCCAGCCCCUACAGGAAGUAAAACAGUCUUCUAGAAUUUGCUGAGAUUCAUUUCACUUUGACAUUUGGGGAUAGCGAUGAGCAGUUAAACCACCUCAAUGAAAUUUAAAGUCAGGAUUCUCUGUACACAUUGAUUAAACUAGUAACCCCAUGUGACUAAUGUAAAAGUAAAUAGUCCACAUUAUUCAAUUUUUCACUUUUACCAACACAGUUGUAUAUUUUUCUGUGUAAUAAAAUCUUCCUUCUAACUACUAAAAAAAUCAGUAUAUCAUUGCAUUUGCUGUUAAUGACAGCAGGAUAAUUUCAUCCCAUUUGACUGGGACAAUGAGACAGACCUUCAGUAUUUCCUAUAAUGGGUAAUAAAUGAACCUUUGACUCUGUAAAGAGUAUAGUUUUGGGGGUUUAUGAAAUAAUACCCAAGGCAGUUUAUCAUAAAAAGAAUGGAACCACUUCCUUUUUCACAAUUCUACCUCCCAGUAACCCUGGAAGUUGCAAAAUUAAAAAACCUUGAGUUCAGGCUGGCAUGGGGCACAGGCUGGAAUCCCAGCGCUCUGAGGGGCUCAGGCAAGAGAUCGCAUGUUUGAUCCCAGCCUGACAACAAUUUAAUGACUCAACAAGACCCUAUCUCAAAAAGGCCCUGGAUUCAACCCCCAGUACCAAACAGAGCCAUCAAAAUGGAACCCGAGAUUCUGCGAACUGGUGAAUGAACUUCAAAGACUUGACAAUAGGAAUUAGGAGGCGAACCAAUUAAUUUAAAUUUUCACAAGUAUCACUGAUUUAAUACAUAGGCUUUAGUUUGUCCUUCUGAUGAGCAUGUAUUUUUUAAAGAUUUUUAGUACAGUUAUUAAGAAUAUUUUUCAGAAAUCAGUAUUUAUAAAAACACUCACAGAAUUUGUUAAUCUAACUUUCAUAAUUAACUGAAACACAGCAUUUGUGCAAGACCGUGUCCACUUUAUUUUGUAUAAUCUCUGCAGCAUGAUGCUCAAUAAACAUGUCCAUCAGUGCCUGUGCACAAUGA